Messenger RNA from Morus notabilis, 882 nucleotides. RefSeq names its product fasciclin-like arabinogalactan protein 12. NCBI's taxonomy places the organism in Eukaryota, Viridiplantae, Streptophyta, Magnoliopsida, Rosales, Moraceae. The transcript has a single exon. The coding region runs from base 1 to 882 and encodes 293 amino acids. The record is from RefSeq and is a predicted model, not a curated record.
AUGGCCACCAAACAGGCUCUCAUCUCUUCAUUCCUUAUUGCCCUCCUCCUCUGCCACAGCUCCGCCACAACUCUAAGCCAGUCUCCAGCCAAGGCCCCGCCUCAAGCACCGGCUGAAGCACCCGUCAAACCGGCUCAUCCACCGUCAUCCCCGGCAGCCACCGACAGUGCACCUCCAUUGUCAGACGUGCCCAUUGUUCAAGCGCCACCCCAUAAAGGUCGCAGCAGGAUCCCGACCGACGUCACACAAAUCCUCGAGAAAGUCGGCGGCUUCAGCGUCUUCAUCCGCCUCCUGAAGAGCACCGAAGUCCUUACUCAAGUUGAAAACCAGCUAAGCGCCUCCAACAGCUUAACAAUUUUGGCGCCGACAAACGACGCGUUCGCGAGUACUCUCAAGCCCGGAACUCUCAACACUCUCACCGACCAACAAAAAAUCCACCUCAUGCAGUAUCAUGUUCUUCCCACUUUCAUCUCUCUGGACAAAUUCCAAACUAUCAGCAACCCCGUCAGUACACAAGCCGCCAGUUCCUAUGACUAUCCCAUGGACAUUACCACCGAAGGAAACUGGGUGAACAUAUCGACCGGCAUUGUCAACGCCUCCAUUACUGCCACGGUUUUCGCAGAUGAUCAACUGGCGAUUUACCGUGUCGACAAAGUGCUGCUUCCCCUAGGCGUUUUCGCUCCGAGACCGAAGCUGCCAGCUCCGGCACCAUCACCGACAGCGAAGGCAAAGUCGUCUACUACCUCAUCGUCAUCGUCGACAUUGGACAGCGCAGACGACGAUACGAAAGCAGCAUCCGGUGCAUCUAGUGUUACCAGAACGUUGUCCACAGGAGUGUCUAUUGGUCUUGCUAUGGCUGUAGCAAUUCUUGUGUUGGAGUGA